AUGACACUGCGGGCGCGGAGCGCUCGGCUGCUCGGAGGCCUUCUGCUCUUCGCUCAGCUCGCCGCCGGCGCCGCCCCGUUUAGCUGGGAUCUCCCGGAGCCCCGCAGCCGGGCCAGCAAGAUCCGAGGGCAACCGCGGGGCAAUCUCUGGGCCACCGGUCACUUCAUGGGCAAGAAGAGUCUGGAGCCCCCCAGCCCAUCCCUAUUGGGGACAGCUCCCCAAAUCUCCCUGUGGGACCAGAGACUGCAGCUGAGUCAUGAUCUGCUCAGGAUCCUCCUGCAAAAGAAAGCUCUGGGCAUGAGCCUCAGCCGCCCAGCACCUCACACCCAGGAGGGUGCUGGUGCAAAUGCUGCAGAAGUGAUGCCAUUAAUCAGGAAGACAAGAUGA
Molecule: messenger RNA, 387 nt
Organism: Mesoplodon densirostris (Blainville's beaked whale)
Lineage: Eukaryota; Metazoa; Chordata; Mammalia; Artiodactyla; Ziphiidae
Gene: NMB
Product: neuromedin B
Exons: 3
Coding region: 1-387 (128 amino acids)
Biological process (GO): neuropeptide signaling pathway; positive regulation of hormone secretion
Cellular component (GO): neuron projection
Molecular function (GO): neuropeptide hormone activity; neuromedin B receptor binding
Source: RefSeq, a predicted model, not a curated record